UUCGUUAAAGAAGGUAAAAAAAGAUUUACGGGGAGGGGAGGGGUUAGAUCUCAGGUGGGCGUUCUGUAUAUAAGGGGUCGAGUGCCUCCAGAUCUCUGAGCAUACAGAAGAUCUGGUUUUUCCUCUCUGCCCUUUCUGUGCUUAGAUCAACAAAAUGGUGAAGAUCUGCUGCCUUGGUGCUGGCUAUGUUGGUGGCCCAACCAUGGCCGUGAUUGCCCUGAAGUGCCCAAAAAUUGAAGUGGUUGUAGUUGAUAUAUCUGUAGCUCGGAUAUCUGCCUGGAAUUCUGAUCAACUUCCGAUCUAUGAGCCAGGCCUUGACGAUGUUGUCAAGAGUUGCAGGGGGAGGAACCUUUUCUUCAGCACUGACAUAGAGAAGCAUAUCUCCGAAGCUGACAUAAUAUUUGUCUCUGUCAAUACACCUACAAAAACCAGAGGUCUUGGAGCUGGCAAGGCAGCUGAUCUCACAUACUGGGAGAGUGCUGCUCGCAUGAUAGCUGAUGUCUCAACAUCUGACAAGAUUGUGGUUGAGAAAUCAACAGUGCCAGUUAAGACUGCAGAAGCAAUCGAGAAGAUCCUCACCCACAAUCGCAAAGGCAUAAACUUUCAGAUCCUCUCAAACCCUGAAUUUCUGGCAGAAGGCACAGCAAUUCAAGAUCUCUUUCAGCCUGACAGGGUGCUGAUUGGUGGGCGGGAGACACCUGAUGGCAGGAAAGCCGUGCAGGCUCUCAAAGAAGUUUAUGCGCACUGGGUCCCUGAAGAUAGGAUCAUCACCACCAAUCUGUGGUCAGCUGAGUUGACUAAGCUGGCUGCCAAUGCCUUCUUGGCACAGAGGAUCUCCUCUACGAAUGCAAUGUCUGCACUUUGUGAAGCCACAGGAGCAGAUAUUACAGAAGUUUCCCAUGCUGUGGGGAAGGAUUCAAGAAUUGGUCCGAAGUUCUUGAAUGCUAGUGUUGGAUUUGGUGGAUCAUGCUUCCAGAAGGACAUCCUGAACCUGGUAUACAUCUGUGAGUGCAACGGCUUGCCUGAGGUUGCUAAUUAUUGGAAGCAGGUCAUCAAGAUCAAUGACUACCAGAAGAGCCGGUUCGUUAACCGGGUAGUUUCGUCCAUGUUCAACACUGUUGCUGGUAAAAAAAUUGCGGUUCUCGGCUUUGCAUUCAAGAAAGACACAGGAGACACCAGGGAGACACCUGCAAUUGAUGUCUGCAAUGGCCUUCUUGGUGACAAGGCAAACGUCAGCAUCUAUGAUCCUCAAGUGACUGAGGAUCAGAUCCAAAGGGACCUUUCCAUGAAGAAAUUUGACUGGGACCAUCCAAUUCAUCUGCAGCCAAGAAGCCCCACUGCCGUCAAGCAGGUGAGUGUUGUGUGGGAUGCAUAUGAAGCAACAAAGGAUGCACAUGCCAUCUGCAUCUUAACUGAGUGGGAUGAGUUCAAGAACCUAGAUUACCAAAAGAUCUAUGAUAACAUGCAGAAGCCUGCAUUCGUGUUUGAUGGCCGAAAUGUUGUUGACACUGAGCACCUGAGGAACAUUGGUUUCAUAGUUUACUCAAUUGGCAAGCCGCUGGAUCCAUGGCUCAAGGACAUGCCUGUUAUGGCAUAGAGUGAAGAAUGGAAGUAGUAGUACACUCUAGGAUGAUAUUCAUUUCAGACAGGGCAUUUGAUUUGCUAUUCUACGCCUCUUUUGGCUAUUGUUUCUCUUUGAGUGUUGCCUCCUCGCGUUCAGCUUUUGCCUGCCUUGCUGCAGUUUCCUUUUCUUUUGUUUCCCAUACAAUGAAAUGACCUUUCAAAGGGUUGCAAUUUAUCAAUUGCACUAGUUUUUCACUAAACAAUGGUAUGAGUAUCUGUUUA
Nymphaea colorata (pocket water lily) is the source of this 1845-nucleotide messenger RNA. RefSeq names its product UDP-glucose 6-dehydrogenase 4. Gene Ontology annotation, cellular component: nucleus; cytosol. Gene Ontology annotation, molecular function: NAD binding; UDP-glucose 6-dehydrogenase activity. Gene Ontology annotation, biological process: glycosaminoglycan biosynthetic process. The record is from RefSeq and is a predicted model, not a curated record. The transcript has 2 exons. NCBI's taxonomy places the organism in Eukaryota, Viridiplantae, Streptophyta, Magnoliopsida, Nymphaeales, Nymphaeaceae. The coding region runs from base 155 to 1597 and encodes 480 amino acids.